Trichomonas vaginalis G3 is the source of this 729-nucleotide messenger RNA. RefSeq lists its product as uncharacterized. The transcript has a single exon. NCBI's taxonomy places the organism in Eukaryota, Parabasalia, Trichomonadida, Trichomonadidae. Bases 1 to 729 code for a protein of 242 amino acids. The record is from RefSeq and is a predicted model, not a curated record.
AUGUCAAAUAAGUUUAAAAACAUAAGAGAAAUAGGAGAGGAUACAUAUCAAGUGAUGCUUAAAGAUAGAUUUUAUAGAUGUGAUACAUGUUUACAAGAGGCAUUCUUCACUUUAGAUAACGCAAAAUACUGGUAUUUAGUUUUCAUUUAUGAUUUUAUGUAUAAAUGCAUGGAUGUUAAUCGUUUUCAUUUCAUUGAAGGUGAUACUGAUUCAUCUUAUUGGGCAAUCGCUGGCGACCCAAAUCUUCCUAACACUCAAGCAUUUCAAGCAAUUGUUACCGAUAAACAAUUUUAUGAUAAAAACAUUUUCAAAUUCGCACCUUUUGAUUUCUUCUGUUUUGAUGAGAAAUUUAAACCUAAAUUAAAGAAUAAAGCUGAAGAAAAAGCACAUGAGAAGAAGUUAUUGGGUUUAGCAAUUGAGAAACAAGGUGAUAACAUGGUUGCUUUAUGCCCUAAGUGUUAUACAUCAUUCAACGGUUCAAUUGAUGGAAGUGAUUUUAAAAAGAUUGCACAAAAAAUGAAAGGUGUUAGUUUACGACAAAAUAAACAAUUAACACCUAAAAAUUAUUUGGAUAUAAUAAAUGAUAAAGUUAUUUUCGAUGGUCAGAAUAUUAAUUUACAACUUAAAAACUGGUCAAUGACUCGCUUAACAAUCGGUAAGACUGCAUUAACAGGAGCACACACUAAGGCUGUAUGUUGUGAAAAUGGAUGUUGUAUGCCAUUUAUUUAA